Molecule: messenger RNA, 3702 nt
Organism: Pediculus humanus corporis (human body louse)
Lineage: Eukaryota; Metazoa; Arthropoda; Insecta; Psocodea; Pediculidae
Product: Niemann-Pick C1 protein precursor, putative
Exons: 23
Coding region: 1-3702 (1233 amino acids)
Cellular component (GO): membrane
Molecular function (GO): lipid carrier activity
Source: RefSeq, a predicted model, not a curated record
AUGGCGGAUUGCGUUUGGUACGACGAAUGUAAUAGUGAAAAUGGAAAAAUACAAAAUUGUCUGGCGAAAGACACGAAACCGAAACCGUUUCGAAACGAAAAUAAAAGCAUGGAAAUCUUACAAGAAAAAUGUUUUCAUUUUUUAAAAAAGCACAAAGGUAAUGAAUUUUGCUGCAGCGAUAAUCAAUUGGAUACGAUGUUGGAAAGCAUGAGUCACGCGAGUAACAUAUUCGGAAGGUGUCCGACGUGCAUGAUAAAUUUAAAUCAACACAUUUGCCACAUGACGUGUUCACCGGAUCAACAUAAAUUUAUGCAAGUCGUCAAAACGUACACGAACAAAGAAGGAAAGGAGUACAUAACGGAAAUCAAUUUUUACAUUGAAGAAGAAUAUGAGCAAAAAACGUUCGACUCUUGUAAAGAAAUAAUAGUGCCAUCGACGGGUGGAAAAGCCAUCGAUAUUUCCUGCGGGAUCGUGAGUCCUACAAAUCCAUGCACUCCCGACAAAUGGUUUAAAUUUUUUGGAGAUUUCAACGAAAACAUCGUCGCACCUUUCGACAUCAAUUACGUAACGACACCCUCGAACGGAUACGAAACGUUAAAUAUCCACGAUGACGUACUUCCGUGCAACGAAUCUUACGAAUCAUCGAAGGCAUGCAGUUGUAACGAUUGCGAAUCGAGUUGUACCGUACCGUUUGUUUACUCGGAACCACCCGCGCCUUUUCUAAUCGGAAACAUGGAUGGAAUCCUUUUCAUAUUAAACGUGACUUUCGGGAUUUUGGGCGUCGCCACAUUCGUACUUUUAAUACGUUUUCAUUAUUUCACAAAACACGAGGAAGAAUUCCGAAAUUCCCAUUUGGGGGAAGAAGACAAAACAACCGAUGACGACGGCGACAAAUUGAAAAAAAAUCUCGGGGAUAAAUUAAAGGAAAAUUUGGAAAAAUUCUUUACGAAAUGGGGAAUCGGUUGUUCUAAAAGACCCGUCGUAAUUUUAUUCGCAUCCUCGUGGAUCGUCGUCGGUCUUUGUCACGGUGCCUUAAAUUUAAAAAUAACGACCGAACCUACGGAAAUAUGGGCAUCCCCCGAUUCUCCAACUCGUUUGGAUAAAAAUUAUUUCGACACGAGAUUCGCGCCAUUUUACAGAACGAAUCAAAUAUUCAUCAAAACGAAAGGUUUGAAAAAUUUCAAAUGGAUUUCGCCGUUUGAUGAUAAUUUCACCGUGGAAUUCGGACCCGCUUUCAAUUUCCAAUUUCUAGAACAAGUUUACAAAUUGCAAAUGAACGUGCAAAAUCUCGCAUCGGACAAAGAUUACAAUUUGAAAAAUAUUUGUUUCGCACCCGUGAAAAAUGAAUUUUUCAACGAGGACACCGUCGAUUAUUGCACCGUUCAAAGCGUUUGGGGAUACCUUCAAAACGACAUCGAGAGGUAUAGAAACGACACAGAUGCUUUGUACAACAAAUUACAAAAAUGCCUGAGAAAUAAUUUCGAUCCCGAUUGUCUCGCACCUUUCGGAGGACCCAUUUUUUCUCCCCUCGCCGUCGGGGGUCACCGUGACAAAAAAAAUCAAAGUCGAGAGGACGUACCUGACAAUUACCUUCUCGCGACCGGACUUUCCUUAACGUUUUUACUAAACAACGGAAAUCAUUUGACGACGUCAUCGAAAGCACUCAAAUGGGAAAAAACGUUUAUCGAAUACCUGAAAGAAUGGAAAAUUAAUAACAAACCGAAAUUCAUGGAAAUCGCUUUUUCCGCCGAGAGAUCCAUUCAAGACGAAAUAGAAAGAGAAUCGCACGCGGAAAUGCUAACCGUCAUAAUAAGUUAUUUGGUCAUGUUUUUAUACAUAACGAUAUCAUUGGGAAAAUUGACCAAAUUUUCUUCUCUAUUGUUAGAAACGAAAUUCACUCUCGGACUCGGUGGAAUUCUAAUAGUUUUAACAUCCGUAUUAUCAUCGUUGGGAAUUUUUUCCUAUUUGGGAGUUUCGACAACUUUACUAACGAUCGAAGUGAUACCGUUUUUGAUACUCGCCGUCGGCGUCGACAACAUUUUCAUAUUGGUUCACACGUAUCAAAAAUGCAAAUCCUACGGGAAAAAUGCGACCGUUGAACAAGAUAUUGGAAAAGCGUUGGGAAAAGUCGGACCAUCUAUACUACUUUCGAGCUUGUCGGAAGCUGCUUGUUUUUCCAUCGGUACGCUCUCCAACAUGCCGGCUAUAAAAACAUUCGCACAAUACUCAUCCGUCGCAAUCAUUUUAAAUUUUCUACUACAAAUAACUUGUUUCGUCAGCAUUCUAUCACUCGAUUCGAAAAGGGAAAGGAAAAACUACGCCGAUGUAUUUUGUUGCAUAAAAGUCAAAAAAUCAAACAACAGCAACAACAACAAAAAAUCCGACAGCAUUUUAUAUUACAUAACUAAAAAUUAUUACGUACCGUUUUUAAUGAAAUCAUGGGUUAGAAUAUUUGUCGUCAUGAUGUUUUUGACGUUCUUAUACGGAUCCAUUUAUUUCACGACUCAAAUCGAAAAAGGUUUAGAUCAAGAAUUAUCCAUGCCUGAAGAUUCUUACGUCAUCGAUUAUUUCAAGUUCAUGAAAGAUUUGUUAUCCGUCGGUCCCCCCGUUUAUUUCGUCAUACAAAACGACAUAAAUUUCACGUCUACGAAAGAAGUGAAUGCGAUUUGCGGAACCGUGGGUUGCGACAGCGAUUCCUUCGUGACUUAUUUAAGCAAAGCGUCCAAACAUUCAAACGUGUCGUAUUUGGCAAAAUCUCCAUCGUCGUGGAUCGACGAUUAUUUCGAUUGGUUAUCGAAUUCGAAUUCGUGUUGCAAAGAAUUCAAAGUCAAUUCUUCGUUUUGCCCGCAUCAAAGAGAGGAAGGCUGUCAAAGUUGUCAAAUUCAUCUCGUCGAUUGGAGACCCACGAAAAAUGAUUUUAAAAAAUAUUUACCUUAUUUUUUAAACGAUAAUCCUGAUGUGAAUUGCGUCAAAGGAGGUCAUCCCCUUUAUUCCACGGGAGUCAAUUUCGAAUACGACACGACUGGAGAAUUGGUGGUCAAAGAUAAUUAUUUCAUGUCUUAUCACACGUCUUUGAAAACAUCAAAAGAUUUUUACAUGGCUUUGGAAAAUUCCAAAAACAUAGCACGUCACUUAUCCGAAAUUCUAACGGGAAAAUUAAAUCGAACCAUUCAAGUUUUUCCAUAUAGCAUUUUCUACGUUUUUUACGAGCAAUAUUUAAACAUAGUCGAAGACGCUCUCGUGUCACUCGGCUUAUCACUUUUGGCCAUUUUUUCCGUCACUUUUUUAUUCACGGGUUUCGAUUUGAAAUCAUCAUUAUUAUUAUGUUUAACCGUUUCAUCGAUACUCGUUUCAAUGACCGGAAUGUUACACUGGUGGAACAUAACGUUAAAUGCCAUUUCCUUAGUCAAUUUAUUAGUGUCCGUCGGAAUCGGCGUUGAAUUUUGCAGUCACAUUUUACACGCGUUUAAAACGAGUCGUGAAAAAACGAGAAUUUUAAAAGCAUCCGAUGCCGUCACCGUCAUGGGUACCUCCGUAUUUUCCGGGAUAACCCUAACGAAAUUUUUAGGGAUUAUCGUAUUGGCAUUCGCUCAAACUCUCAUGUUGAGAACUUUUUAUUUUAAAAUGUAUUUGGGUAUCGUACUCAUCGGAGCUAUUCACGGCCUUAUUUUAUUACCCGUACUAUUGAGUUACGUGGGAUGA